AUGAUUUGAUCAUAGAUGUGAUGACCAACCUGGCAUUACCAAGAACUAUUACCAAGACCUGGCUGGGUCCAGAAGUGGGAAUGGACGUUUCAGAAAUGCUUGGUAUCAGCCAAGACAACAUGACUAGCAACGUAAUGGUCAUCUGGAAGUUUCUUAAGGCUCUCUGAAGCUUUAUUCUACAAAUUGCUGGAUAUGAAACCCUGUUCAUUUAUGUCAGGGUUUAUGGAUCAUUUGGGAUUUGUUGCUGUACCAGCUAUCCUCUUGCAUAGCAACCCCUGUACCUGAGCUACUGGACUCCAUUGCUAGAUGAAGCUUGCAAGAAGCCAUAGCUGGAUCUACAAAUAGACAUCUUGUCUUUUUACAAUUUGAGCAAGAUAAACUAAAAAGAUUGAUAGCAGAAGAGUAGUAACUGGGGAGGGACUUCCAGUUGACAUCGGGCUGAGAACGGCUGGAAAAUAGCAGGCUCCACCAAGCACUGCAAAAUCAUGUAGGCAACUGCUGUUGGAAGACCCUACAGGACCCAAGCCCCCUUGUAGAGGCAUCGAAGAAAGGAGAAAGUGUGAACCAUGAGGAACUUGCAAUUUCCUUGUUAGGUCCGAAGCAAACUCUCCUGAGUGGCAGCAGGGACAACAGCCAUUUUUGGCUAGUCACAAGCUGGGGCAACUGAGACCAUAAGAUUUGUGCUGGAGCGGUCCAUGGAUAGAGCAUAGAAGCUGGGUGAGAUAAUUUCCAACUCUUACCUUAAAGACUUACCAGUAACUUAGGUACAAGAAUUUCAAAAAAUACUCCAAACGUUAAGGAAGUGGCAAUUAGACAUACAGAGAAGAUUAAAGACUGAAAAUUAGGAGGUGAAAUAAAUGCCCAAAGGAAGCUUUAAAAUAUAGAAAGCUGGAGAAAAAAAACUUAAACAAUUUGAAAGGUAAAUUUUGGAAGAAAGUAUAUUUUUUAUUUGUAUUUUUAAACCCCCUGGAUUUAUUAGCGAAUCAGCUGUUUUUGACAUACUAUUUAAUGUUGGAAUUGGGAGUAGAAGAGCCAUCUACUGGAAGAAGAGGAGCAUUAAAGCAGGAGAAUUUUCAAUGAAAGUGUAUUAUGUGUAAUACACAUAACACAAGAAUCAGCACUUGGAAGGCAACUUGACCUUGAUUUUAUUUUAGAAGAUGAUUUGGAUAUUUUGAAAUUCUCAGUGAACUUCUUUUCUUUUUUAAAGAUUUUUAAGAUGAAUUGCAAAUAAUUAAUCUCUAUUGAAAGUGGUUAUUGAAUUGUGGAUUUGAAAGAUUGGAGGAAACCUAGUAGAUUAACUUGGACUUCGAUUAUUAAUGCUAUUUGAUAGAACAUUCUACAAGGCAAAAGAAGAAAGAUGACAGAACAAAAGAGAAUAGAAAAGUUAAAUAAGGUUUUAAAAUCUGGACAAUUGGGAAGAUAAAUGGAAAAUCAAAAGGCUGUAAAAUAUUAAAGAACUUGAAAGAUUAUAAAUUUAGGGGAUUGGAGUAGUGCUGGGUUGUGGUGGGAGGUUCCGCCCACCUGCCCAGACAUCUCUGCGCAUGCACAAAAGAAGUGGCACUUGCACACCCACAAGUGAACCAGUAGAAGCCAAAAUUGAAGCCCACUACUGGAUUGGAGGUAGAACUAUGGGAUUGACUAAAUCUUACUAAUAAUUGGCUUUGUUGGAGUUUUUAAACACUAAGAUGUUGGAACUGUAAAGGGAUAUUGAAUAAUUUUUAUCAAAUUGUUACAAAAUGGACUAUCAGAAGAUAAUAGAGGGAUAUGAAAAAAUAAUUUUGAUGCUCAAAAGCAUGCAUAAAACUAUAAAGAACAAUAAGGAGACAAAGGGAUUGUCUAAAGAUAAAGAAAUGAGUAAGAAACUUUUCAACAACUGGGGGGAAAAGAAAAAUAUGAUAUUCAGAAAAUAGAUAAGAAAUUAAAAGAGGCAGUGGAAAAGAAAAAUCAAGAAAGAAAAUGGAGGUGAUGAAGAGAAACGAUUGAUAAGUAGGAAUCAAAUAGAUAAUUCUUUAAAAGUUUAUAAUAGAACAGAAAAAAGGGAAAUCUCUUAAAAAAGAACGGUUUAAAGAAGUAGAAAAUACAAAUAGGAAAAAUAGUAUAUAUACUAAUAAACAAUAUAAUUUAUUAUAAUUAAAAAUAAGGUAAGGUUAAAAGAUGAAAGUUUAUAAGAUUAACUGUGUUAAAAUAUAUUGUGAAUUCAAACUUUUAAGGAUUAGAAAUUGUGGGGAUUUUAAGAUAUAAUCCCGGGAUUGAUUAAAUUUUGUUAAUAUUUGGCUUUAUUAGUAGUCCUAGACCCUGCAAAAGCUUGCGGGACGGAUAUUAUUAGUUCGGAGGUAGAAGAGGAGGCUAGAGCUUGAGAUCAUGAGGGUGGUUCCAUCUGUACGGUAAUCGGGAGGGGUAGAUAUGGCGGAAACGGGGGGCCUGUAUCAUGUUCAGGGAGUGCGUGCUCGUUGUUUGCGAACGAUCACGCGCUCCGGUCCCCCUGACUUCUCCCGUGCUCCGGGUGGUCUAAAUCCCCAGAGCCUGGGCCUCCAGCUGAUGUUAUGCAAUGCCAGGUUUGUGGUUAAUAAAGCCCCCCUCAUUUGUGAUCUUAUUCGGGAGGGGGAUGCGGACCUGAUGGGCAUUUCGGAGACCUGGUUGGGCACAGAAGGGGAGGAGUUCCCCUGGUAGAAAUGUGCCCACCGGAUUUCCGUGCAUUUCAUUGGCCGAGGGCCCAGGGUAGGGGUGGGGGAGUAGCGAUUAUUAUAAACGAAGGCCUAGAGCCGAGGGAGAUCACUGUACCACAGAUAGCCAGAUGUGAGACCCUCUUUGUGAAGUGGGGCCUGGGGAUGCAGGUGAGUUUGCUGAUCAUGUACCUGGCUCCUUGCUGCGUGACAGAAACCCUGCCCGAACUGUUGAAUGCGAUCGCCAGGAUGGCAGUUGAGACCCCCAGACUUAUGGUUAUGGGGGAUUUCAACUUGCCGUCGGUUGGUGGGGCAUCCACUUCGGCUCGGGAGUUCAUGGCUUCCAUGGCAGCCCUGGACCUGACCCAGUUAGUAAAUGGUCCCAUUCACUUCAGGGGAAACACUCUCGACUUGAUUUUUCUCUCUGGACAGUGGUUGGAUGGUCUGGAGUUAGGGGAUCUAGUCAUUAAACCCCUGACAUGGUCAGACCAUUCACUCCUUCAACUCGACUUUCGAACCGCCGACCCCCAUCGCAGGGAGCUGGAGCCGGUUCGCUGGUUCCAUCCCAGGUGCCUGAUGGACCCAGAGAGCUUCCAAACGGAGCUUGGGCCACUAUCUGAGGAUUUAGCCCACGGCUCGGCUGGAGACCUAGUCGCCGCCUGGGAAAGGGCGGCGGCGGGGGCUCUAGACCGCGUCGUGCCUUUGCGGCCUCUGACCUGGUGCCAGUCUCGAUUAGCUCCUUGGUAUUCCGAGGAGCUGAGAGAGAUGAAGCGCCGGAGAAGACGCCUAGAGAGUGACCAGACACUAGUUAGGUCUCAAAUUCAGACCUAUCUAGUGGCGAUGAGAGUGGCAAAACGGGAGUAUUUUUCCGCUCUCAUUGCGUCGGCAGAUAACCGCCUAGCCGCCUUGUUUAGGGUGACCCGCUCUCUUCUUCAUCAGAGAGCGGUGGAGGACCCCUUACAUGGACAUGCUGAGAAGUUUGGGCAAUAUCUGCAUUAUAAAAUCGCUCAGAUUCGGGAAGGUUUGGAUUCCGAGUGGGUAGGGUCGGGUGGGAUGGCGGAGGCUGGUCUUGAGGUUACUAUCUGGGAUGAGUUCGAUACUGUGGCUCCUGAGGACAUGGACAGGAUAUUGGGGAGACUGAAUGUGACCACAUGUUUAUUGGACCCGUGUCCCUCCUGGCUGGUGCUGGCCACCCGGGAGGUGACACGAGGCUGGCUCCAGGGAAUUGUCAACGCUUCUUUGAUGUAGGAUGUCUUCCCUACCGCCCUAAAAGAGGGGGUGGUGAGGCCCCUCUUCAAGAAGCCCUCCCUGGAUCCAGUAAUUUUAUUAAAUUACCGUCCUGUCUCCAACCUUUGCUUUGUGGCGAAAGUUGUUGAGAGUGUGGUGGCACGACAGUUCCCCUGGUACGUGGAUGAAACUGUCUAUCUUGACCUGUUCCAGUCCGGCUUCUGGCCUGGGCACAGCACAGAGACGGCCUUGGUCGCAUUGGUAGAUGAUCUCUGGAGGGCCCGGGACAGAGGUUGUUCCUCUGUCCUGGUCCUUUUAGAUCUUUCAGCAGCUUUUGAUACCAUCGACCAUGGUAUCUUGCUGUGGCGGCUCUGGGGGCUUGGAGUGGGGGGCACCGUUUUUCGGUGGUUCUCCUCCUACCUCUCGGACCGUUCGCAGACGGUGUUGGCAGGGGGGCAGAGGUUGGCCCCAAGGCGCCUCCUGUGUGGGGUGCCACAGGGGUCGGUUCUUUCGCCCCUUCUGUUCAACAUCUAUAUGAAGCCGCUGGUCGAGAUCAUCCGUGAUUUUGGGGUGGGGUGUCAUCUGUACGCUGACGAUACUCAGCUGUACAUAUCCACCCCUAACCACCCCAACGAGGCCGUUGAAGUGAUGUCCCGGUGUCUGGAGGCCGUACGUGUCUGGAUGGGGAGAAACAGGCUCCAACUCAACCUUUCCAAGACCGAGUGGCUGUGGGUGCCGGCAUCCCGGUACAGCCAGCUGACUCUAUCACUGACUGUGGGGGGCGAGUCGUUGGCCCCCACGGAGAGGGUUCGCAAUCUGGCCGUCCUGGAUGCACGGCUGUUGUUUGAAGAUCAUUUGACGGCCAUCGCCAGGGGAGCUUUUUAUCAGGUUCGCCUGAUACGCCAGUUGCAUUCCUUUCUAGACCGGGCUUCCCUCUGCACAGUCACUCAUGCCCUCAUUAUGUCCCGCCUAGACUUCUGCAACGCUCUCUACAUGGGGCUCCCCUUGAAGAGCACCCGGAAGCUCCAACUGGUCCAGAAUGUGGCUGCGUGGGUGAUAGAGGGAGCACCUCGUAGCUCCCAUGUGACACCUCUCCUGCGCAGUCUGCACUGGCUUCCGAUGGUCUUUUGGGUGCAAUUCAAGGUACUGGUCACCACCUUUAAAGCGCUCCAUGGCAGAGGACCGGUGUAUCUAUGGGACUCCUACUACCACUGGUAGCCUCCCAUCGACCACUGCGCUCCCACAGGGUGGGCCUCCUCAGGGUGCCGUCGGUUAAGCAGUGCCAGCUGGCGAUCCCCAGGGGGAGGGCCUUCUCUGUGGGGGCCCCUGCCCUCUGGAAUGAGCUGCCUCCAGGGCUUUGUCAACUCCCCGACCUCCGGACCUUCCGCCGUGAGCUGAAGACUCUUAUUCCAUCGUGCAGGGCUAGUUUUAAUAUGAUUUUAAAUUUUUAAAUAGGGUUUUAUUUCUUUUUAAACCUUAUGCCACAUAUUGAAUUAGUUUUUAAAUGGUUUUUUAACUUUUGUUAUAUGUGUUUUAUUCGGGAGAAGGGCGGUAUAAAAAUCUAAUUAAUCUAAUCUAAUCUAAUCUAAUCUAGACAUUUGGGAUAUCAAAAUUAUGGUGGAAUAAUGAGUAAUUUUAAAGUAUUAAAAUAUUAGUGACUUAGUAGGGGAUAACAAAUUAAUGGUGCAAAGAAAUGUUAUUUAGUUUUAAAUGUAUUAAUGGGGAAAAAACGCUAAAGAAUUAUAAAGAGAGAAUAGUAUUGGUAAAGUUGAAAGAUUAGGACUAUGUAUACUUAUUUUUAUACUUACUAUUAUUGUUAACAUUGUUUAAAAAGGACAUUGACCCAGUCAACACACUGUUCACAAAAUAUGUAUGGUAUGGAUAAAAUAAAAUAAAAAACUUGGGGGAAAAAAGAGUAACAACUGGGUUAUGUUGGAGAAGAUAAACAAGCUUUAUGUUUUAAAAACCGAUUUUCUUCAACACUUAGUUGAAAAAACAAUUCUUCCACCAGUAGGCUCUUGUUUUUUUGGUUUUUUUUUUUUUUUUGUA
Ahaetulla prasina is the source of this 5939-nucleotide messenger RNA. RefSeq lists its product as uncharacterized. The record is from RefSeq and is a predicted model, not a curated record. The transcript has 2 exons. Lineage: Eukaryota; Metazoa; Chordata; Lepidosauria; Squamata; Colubridae. The coding region runs from base 2673 to 3911 and encodes 412 amino acids.